Messenger RNA from Paramisgurnus dabryanus, 3213 nucleotides. The record is from RefSeq and is a predicted model, not a curated record. NCBI's taxonomy places the organism in Eukaryota, Metazoa, Chordata, Actinopteri, Cypriniformes, Cobitidae.
CGCUCUGCACUCAUCAGCAGGAAAGGACGCGCACGGGACGAAGAGUGCCCUUUAUAAAUCACCAUCUUCAUCACUGAUCUCUGGAUUACGCGCACUGCACGAACUCUUGGAUUUACAGGAUGAGCCGUCUGCUGGACAAAGCUUCUCAUGUGGUGUGACAGUGGAAUGAGUGAUGCCGGGUUGCUGGUGAGGAAUGACUGUCUGUUUGAUCCUGGCCCUGUUCACACUGACCACACACACUGAGGUGUCCUCUGGAAAGUCUUUGCACGAGCAAUGGAGGAGCUACACGAAUGAAUGCAUUCAGAGCUUUAUCACUUCUCCACCAGCCUCAGGGUUGGUCUGUAACAGAACAUUUGAUCAAUAUGUGUGCUGGCCCGAUGGCUCUCCAGGCACUACUGUUAAUGUUUCUUGCCCGUGGUAUUUACCCUGGUAUCAUAAAGUUCGGCAGGGUCUGGUGUAUCGCUUGUGUGGUGCUGAUGGCAGAUGGACUCACAGUAAAAACACAAGCGAGUGUGAACAAGAUGAUCCGGGACAGAGGCAGUACGGUCAGAUUCUCAGUAAAUUCAGAGCCAUGUACACCGUGGGAUACUCACUGUCUCUGGGAGCGCUAAUUCUUGCCCUCGGCAUUCUGGUGACCUUUCGAAAGUUGCAUUGCAUGAGGAACAACAUCCACAUGAAUCUGUUUGGCUCCUUCAUCCUGCGGGCUCUCUCCAUUCUCAUCAAAGACGCUCUGCUGGAUCAAAUGAACAGCGCUCAAAGCGGACCACAUCAUUAUCAGGGCCAGCGUUGGGUCGACAUGCAGGUCACAUGCAGACUUGUAUCUCUUGUAUGUGUUUCUCAGACCGUCACUGGGUGUCGUGUUGCCGUGGUGAUGAUGCAGUACAGCGUCAUUGCAAAUAACUAUUGGCUGCUGGUGGAGGGCUUGUAUCUACACAGUCUCCUGGUCAUCGCCGUUUUCUCCGAGAAGAAUUACUUCUAUAUAUAUCUGUGCAUCGGCUGGGGUGCGCCUCUUCUUUUCGUGUUACCGUGGGUCGCAGUCAAAUACCUGUAUGAGAAUCAAGAAUGCUGGGAGAGAAAUAUUAACAUGGGUUAUUGGUGGAUAAUCCGCUCUCCGAUUCUGUUUGCAUAUCUGAUUAACUUCUUCAUAUUCAUUCGUAUAAUAAAGAUUCUGAUGUCCAAGCUGAAGGCCCAUCAGAUGAGAUACACUGACUAUAAAUUCAGGUUGGCGAAGUCCACUCUCACCCUCAUCCCGCUGCUGGGAAUUCACGCCAUCCUCUUCACCUUCGUCAUCGAUGAGUCCGUGCCAAAGGAAUCUCUUCUGAGGCUCAUCCGCCUCUUCUACGACCUCCUCUUCAGCUCCUUCCAGGGUCUUCUCGUGGCCAUCCUGUACUGCUUUGUCAACAAAGAGGUUCAGAGUGAGAUGUUGAAAAAGUGGAAGAGGUGGAAACUCGGGCACGACAUUGAGGAAGAAUACCGUCACACCCACAGCCAGACGCACCAAGCCAAAAGUGGCAGUAUCGCUCUGGCCAUGGCAAAUGAAUGUCCUGACACCCCAGAACAGGCGAAUUCAGCUCUGCCCUCUGCAGAGUCCCAGCGUCUGGUGACCGCCCUUCAGAACGGGGCGAGCCAGAGCCGGGUCAGGCUGCAGUUGUCCUCCGGGCCAGAGGAGGGCGGCAGUAACUGCAGCUCUCUGACGGAAGAUGUUUGUCUGGAAGAGCGCCCGCUUAAAGAAUUGAUAACGGAAACCAGGGUCUGAAGGAUCUCCACAUGUUGAUGAAAUUAUAUCUUCACUGAGGUUCAGAGUUAGCGGCUUUUUCAACACCAGUAUGAUGAAUUCAUGAGAUGAAAUUACGUUCAAGAUGUUACAAUUUCCACCCCAAUCAUCAUGGCAACACAGGGAACAACUGUGAAUUGUAUAUCUAGUAAGCUUUAAAGUUGAACUUCAUUCACCAUAACUGGUAAUUACUAGGGGUGUAACAAUACAUUGAUACGGAUCAAUGCAUCGAUUACAUGGUUUUUUUUUUUUUUUUACAAUACGAUGCAUCGAUGUCACACAUAAAAUAUUGAUAAAAGGUACUUUUAUUUUGAAACUCCUCGCGUCCUCAUUUCUUGAUGUAACGUCCAUCUACGCAUUUCUUUCCAAUCGCGCAUUUUUGUUUAUUUUCGUGUGUUAGUGUCAUCAAAGUGGUUGUAUCCGCGAAAACACAGCAAAAGAGACAGAAGACGUUGUGACUGCUAUCGGACGCAAAUCGUGGGUUUGGAAAUAUUUUGUAUUUGCAAAAUGGAUUGAACAGAAAACCGUUGCCAGCACCAACUAAAAACUAAAGACCUUUACUUUUGCCAUCAUAUGCCCUCAUUAUUUAUUUUCUUUAUUAAAAAAGUGUAUUUUUGUUUAGUUUGUUGUUGUUGUACAGUAAAUGUCCAAAUUGGGACAGAGAUUGUGCCUUUUUUAAGAGUUUAAUUAAACGUUCAUGUAAUAUAUUUUGGUUGCAUUUGUGUUAAAAAUGUAACUGCUUAACGAGGCACAUAAUAUUAAAGUAUCUAUAAAUUAAUCGUAAUUGCUGGCGGAGAUGACCGAUAUGUUAUCGUAUCGCAAUGAAAUGUCUGAUUGACAUCCCUAGUAAUUACCCAACAAAAAUAGCAUUAUUGGUGGCUGUUACUGCUAUAAAAGCUUACAAAAUUGAUUCUUAAAACCAGUAACCAUAUUAAAGCUCCUCAUCACCCAUAUCUUUCCAACAGAAUAUUUUAGAGAUGCUGGGUUGUAGAGUAAAUGGCACUAGGGUUAGGGUUGGGGUUAGGUUAUAGCUUCUCAGCUAUUUGCCCACCUUGCAGUAGAAUCCGCUUUCAUCGAGUUGCUCACCAAAACCUCUCAUGCUCAUAUAAAGCAGAAGGGAAUAAACUUUGAGCCAUGUGACAGAACAUCCAUAAUUCAGAUCCACUUCCACAGAACAUUCGACCUCAAGCGCAGUCAGAUCUUCAGACGAGAGACCAGCUUACAGUGCUGUCAGUCAACCAUCAUCGGAUGCUCGUGAUAAAUACGACUGUGCUUCAAUUUUCAUAUGAGAUAUUAGACUGUAUUAUGGACAGACAUUUUGAUACACGUGUAAACUCUGGAAGACAUUUGUAAAGCAUACACAGUAAAACUCCCAGUGUUAAAUUAACACUGCUGGGAGCAUAUAUGGUCCCACUCUACAGAGUGUUAAAUUUACACUG